GUGUGUGUGUGUGUGUGUGUUGGUUUCUCCGGAUUGUGAGGACUUUUUAUCGGUUUACAUACCAGCAUUAUCAGGACACCACAGUAUUAUGAGGACAGUUCCAGUGUCCCCAUAAUUCAAACACUGUAGCAGCACUCAGGAGGCUGCCAUUUAGCUGCUCCCGCUUUUUCUUGAAGUGUCCCCAUAAGUCCAUAAAUCUGACAUUUUUUGUGUGUGUGUGUCUCGCCAAUUACGCGCCAAAUCAAUGCCAGCUUUACACAAAAUCCCGCCACUCACACACAAAAUGAGCGCAGUUCAUUGGCUGAACACCCCUGGUCAGUGAUUGGCUGCAGCCGAUGUCAAUCAGGCAGAUCUGAUCUGUGAUUGGCUGCAGCCGAUGUCAAUCAGCAGAUGUCCGCUCAGUACCGGAAAUCUAUGGCUGACGGUGAAACAGGCUUCAUAAACAGGCAUUUUGGACCGAAACCAACAAAUGAGCAGCAAAGAUGACUGAGAGGAGGAGGAGAAAGACUCCUGAUAAGGAUGCUGUAGAGCACAUUAUUCGUGGAGAAGACAAACCCUUCCUAGAAGGAAGAUUUAUUAACACAUUUAAAGGGAGAGGUGUGUUUACACAGGAAUACAUCGAACCAAAAAGUUUUGUGGCGGAGUACAGGGGAGUUUUGUCCCUGAGUGUAGGAGCAGAUGACAAAAGCAAAUAUAUAUUCGAUUUCAUGUGGAAUGGGAAGCGCUACUGCAUAGAUGCUUCAAAAGAGGAUGGAACACUGGGACGACUAGUGAAUGAUGAUCACAUACAGCCCAACUGUAAAGUCAAAAGAAUAAUGGUCCAAGGAAAGCCACACUUGUGUCUUUUUGCUGUCAAGGAAAUCUUUCCAGGCGAGGAGAACACAUAUAACUAUGGCGAUUCCUCUUGGCCAUGGCGCUCAAUGGCACCCGGUGAAGAACAGUCUCACCCGAAGUUGAGAGGAAGUGAGCCAGGCUCAGAAAAGUCACAGGAGGUGUGCAGCGGUCGUGAUUUGAUGACAGAGGUCAGGGCAGCUCCGUCAACAUUAAAGGAUGACAUUGCACCCGGUGAAGAACAAUCUCACCCGAAGUUGAGAGGAAGUGAGCCAGGCUCAGAAAAGUCACAGGAGGUGUGCAGCGGUCGUGAUUUGAUGACAGAGGUCAGGGCAGCUCCGUCAACAUUAAAGGAUGACAUUUGCCACCAUAGUGUUACCUGCUCACUUGUCAGCUGUUUGGACCAUUGUGAAGAUUGCACAGGACCUGUCUCCAGUCUAAAAUGGCUUGGUCUCACAUGCAAAUUGUGUUCAAGAUCCUGGCACAAAUCCUGCUUUUUCAAGAAGAAUCAGUCGCUGGAUGUUAUACCCGAUGAGAUUGUUUCUGACUCUGCAAGUAGUGAUGGCUGUUCCUCUGGUGAUCUCUACAUAGCUGACACUGCACCAAGGUCUGAUGGAUCCAACUCUGAUGAAGAUGUUGUAACUGACACUGAACUAUUUAGUGAUAGUGAGGAUCUAAACCUACCACAUCGCAAGAGUGGACCAGUUGACUCACUUUCUUCCCAGGAAAGGACAAAGACAGUCCUGCAACCUAUAUCCUGCAUGGAACAGGAGGACAGGAUGCUUCCAACUCUGGCAGAGUUGGCAUUGAUGAUGACUUCAUACCUGAUAGUGAACCCUGUUCUGAUGUUGAUGAUCCUACUACAAGUAAUACCCAGACUCUUCCAAGAAGUACAACAGAGUCUUUUCUACUGAGACUGCAGCAGCACCACAAGUCUCUUCUUGCACAUCAAAAAAUUACUGCUAUGUUUGCAAAACACCUCAGUCUAAAAUAUCUCGUCACCUUAAAAAGCAUGAGAAAGUAGAGCCUGAUAUUGCUGAAGCAUUCUCAUUCCCUAAGAACUCAAAAGAGAGAAAGAGGUUACUUGAGAAGUUGCGGAACAAAGGUAAUUAUGAACAUAAUCAAGAAGUAAUGCGUAAACAUGAUGGACAAUUGAAACUGAAAAGAAGACCAGGACCAUCAAAAAUCUCGGUGAAUGCCAAAACGCAUGUG
Epinephelus fuscoguttatus (brown-marbled grouper) is the source of this 2043-nucleotide messenger RNA. RefSeq lists its product as uncharacterized. Lineage: Eukaryota; Metazoa; Chordata; Actinopteri; Perciformes; Serranidae. Gene Ontology annotation, molecular function: protein binding. The record is from RefSeq and is a predicted model, not a curated record.